AAAGCAGUUAUGGCAAAAGUGGGUUACCCUCAAUUUAUAAUGAAUGACACAUAUAUUAAUGAAGACAUCAAAACACUGAAGUUUACAGAAAGUGACUAUUUUGGCAACGUUUUACAAACUCGCAAAUAUGCAGCCCAAUCUGAUUUCUACUGGCUUAGAAAAGAAGUUCCAAAAACAGAGUGGUUUACGAGCCCAACUACUGUCAAUGCUUUUUAUAGUGCAUCCACCAAUCAGAUCAGAUUCCCAGCAGGAGAAUUGCAAAAGCCCUUCUUCUGGGGAACAGAGUAUCCUAGGUCGUUAAGUUACGGUGCCAUAGGAGUAAUUGUUGGCCAUGAGUUUACUCAUGGAUUUGAUAGUAAUGGUCGGAAAUAUGACAAAAAUGGAAACUUAGACCCUUGGUGGACAACUGGCUCUGAAGAAAAAUUUAAAGAGAAAACAAAAUGCAUGAUUAAUCAAUACAACAAUUACUACUGGAAGAAAGCUAACUUACAUGUGAAUGGCAAGAGGACCUUGGCAGAAAACAUUGCAGAUAAUGGAGGUUUGCGAGAGGCUUUCAGAGCAUACAGGAGAUGGAUUAGAGAAAAGAGAGGAGGAGAAGAGGAACCUUUACUGCCAGGCCUUGACUUCACACACAACCAGCUUUUCUUUCUGAGUUAUGCCCAUGUAAGAUGCAACUCCUUCAGAUCAGAGUCUGCAAGAGAACAAAUAUAUAUUGGAGCUCACAGCCCUCCUAUGUUCAGAGUUAUCGGAGCCAUGAGCAACUUUGAAGAGUUCCGUAAGGCUUUCAACUGCCCGGUAAAUACGAGUAUGAACCGAGGGGCAGAAUCUUGCCGGCUGUGGUAGGCGUCCCUUCUGGAUCUUCUGUCUGCAAGGGUCUGUAAUGUGAACUGCUGUGCCUGAGCUCAAGCUCACUGUGAGAGUUUCAGAAGAACACUCUGCAGUCUGGAGAGGUGUUACUUCAAAUGCAUCUUCCUCAUCCAUGCAGAUGAACUACAUGGACACUCCUUUUAUCCAUGAAACUCCUCCUGUUUCUCUGCAGUUAUAUUGCUGUUGAUGGAUAAAUUACCGAGUCCAAUUCCUGAUUUAUAUUUGAGCAAGAGGUAAAUGCUAAAAUCCAGUUUCAAUCUAUUGCUCUGCAGGGUGGCUAUGCAGAAUGCUCCCAUAUAGAAUUUCUGGAUGAAGAAAUUAAUGAGACUUGCUAUAAAGCCAGCUCUGAUUUGCUGCAUGACACAGUAGUUUCAUAACUUAAACUGUCACUGCCUAGCACUCCAUAAACGGUGUUGCAUGAUGUAAGAGCCCAGCAGAGGGAUUUCCCAGCACCAUGAUGCCCAGAAAUAUUACAGCACUUAUCCCUAUUUACAGUGUAAGCAUUUAUUUUUCCCCCAAGAGGUGAAUUUGCCUUGUGUCGAUGAUGGCUUUGCCUACAUUUAUUUUUAAGCCUGAAAGAGCUUAAAUUUUAGGGUGUCUUAGUGUCUGCAUCUUACAGAGGAAUACGAGAACUGUAUUCUGGACAGGGUAGGGUAACCUGUAGUUUUGAGGAAAGAAGAACGUGUGACUGAAAAAAGGUGCCAACAGCAUUUGACCUAUCUGGGUCAAAAAGCCAUUCUAGAAGCUGAUGACUUUUAAAUACAGAAUAUACACAAGACAUUUGAAUUUUUCACCUGAUUACUAAAAUAUUUACAUAAAAGAAAUGAGUAAGCAAACAUAUUUUGUAGCAGAAAAAUUUGAACACAACUAUUACUUAAAAGAGAAGAAUAUCAAAAUAGUCCUUUCUUCCUCAACAGAAAUACACAUUUUUAAUUGGUAUUUAUUUAUACCUUGUGCGUUAAUUCACUUUUGGAUUGUGAAAUCAUUUCAAAUGGAGAGAGGGUUUCUUCAGGAUGAUUUAAUUACUAUACAUAUAUAUAUAUAUAAAAUUAUAUAAAUUCUUCUAUUAAUUUGUUUAAGUACUAUUAUAUUGGUAUAAAAAUAUUAAUGAGAUAAACUUUUUUACAAGGAUUUGUCAAAUAUUUCCUAAUCGUCUAGGUGGAUGAAGGUUCAAUUGUAGCUCAGUUUUUGCAAAUUGAGUUUGUUCCUUCCAACUCUUUAUAAAGAAGGGAGAUAUCAUGGAAAGCUACUUUAGGAAAGGAGAUAUAUCCUCAAACUACCUUUCAGAGUGGAGGAAGUUGAGAUUCCUAAACUCAAGCCAUUUUUGCCACUUUUUAGAAUAAAAUCACUAUGUUCGGUGGAGAUGGGAUUUUCUUCUUUUAAUUUUCCCCUGAAAAAAAGUCAAUUUUUUUCUUAAGAGCAAAUGCACAUCUUCCUUCAAGUCAGUCCUGAGUUCCACGGAUUAUGGUUUGUCAUUUGAGCUGACACUAUCAAUUUUUUCCUGGUGGUAUUUUUCACAAAAACUAUUUAGAUGUUCGUGUUUUCAUACGAACUUUCCUCAAACAAGCAGGCAUGGCUCUUGAGAAAAGUAAUGUUGUUUACCUACUAAUUGGAAAGUUCCUUAGCAAAUUGAAUGCUGUCCUGAAUUCAUUCCUGCCCUCAUACGAGCACUGACGCUACUUGAUGCUGACAGCUUUGGAUCAACAGCACAAAGUUCAGGAGUAAAAUCCAGGCCCCAUUAAAGUUAGUACCAGUAUGGUCAUUGUCCUCAAAAAACUCAGGACAGAUGCUCAAAUACUUAUUUUAACUUCCUAAAUUACUGGUCUAGGCAAAAAUGGUUUCACAACAGUCAGCUUGGAGUUUUCUAAUUUUAUCUCUCGGGUCAGAGAUCCAUUUGAAAGAGCUUCUCUCUCAUGGCUAUUUUCCAGUGGGAAAGGUCUUGUAGUUUUGUGGUUUAUGGGGUUAUUACUCUAUACUGGAUAGUGAUUUCUUCUAAAAUGUUUGCGAUCUUAAAUGUCACCCUCACUUCGUAUUGCUAGGCUCAAACCUUUCAUGUUUAAUAAUACCAAAGACUUUUGAACUGUGAUAUCGAUACAACAGCAUAAGAAACAUUCAGAAACCACAUCAUCGUUACACGGGCAGGCACGCAGCUCUUACAGUGAGCAGAGAGAUGGGCUCUAUGCUGCGGACAUAGCAGGGAGCUGAAGGGCUCAGGGACAAGGCCCUAGAAGGAGGGAAGAGUGAGCAUGGUCAGAUUUUGAGCCUAGCUUUUGGAAGUUCAGCAGAGGCCUAUGUGCUGCCUGGAAAAUGAAGAGACUUCGCUCCCAGCAUCCACAUUCAUCAGUAGCACACAAGUCUGGGGAAUCCUUGCUGUGGAUUCGUGUUUGGGCUUCAGUCUUGCCCAUGGCAGCAUGUGGAAAGCCAGUUCCACCUCCUCUGUCCAACUGUUACCUCCAGCCAAAGAGCUGAUUAGUUUACAAGGGAAUCAGCUAUCUAGGUGACAGUUGGGAAGCAAAGCAGAAGGUAAAUAAACACAUUUAUAAAACUUGGUCCCCAAAGACAGGUAGCUAGAACAUGGUGAUGAUUUCUGAGGGCUCUUCUCAUUGCCUCUAUUUUAACAGAUUCCUUGGCCCUGCUUUGUUUUCACAUUGUGCCUCCUGGAUCUGUGCUAGCAAUGCCUUGCUGUACUGCCUUCAAGUUUACCUAAUGCAUCUAUGCAAACAGGUUCUUCCUGUAUGUUCUUCUCCUAGAGCUUUUAAAUUGAUAUUUUUUUAAAUUGCCAGUAAUUAUUUCAACCCUUAUUUCCCCUUGAGCAUAUUGCAAAAUGUUCUUUCUAUUGGCUCAAUUGUCUUCAUAUCUACCAGUGGUCAGGAGGAGAAAGAUGCUAUUAAAAAAGUAUUUUUACCUAUGUGAAUUUGAAGAGUUUUUCUCUACUGUGUAGACAUAAUGAAACAACACCUACUCCUCUCUCAUGUUCCUUUAUUUUGAUCCUGAAAAUAUGCAAAACUUUAUUUUUGGUCCAACCCUAAAAAAGCUAUAUCAUCACCUUAUACACUGUGAGUUAUUUCCACUGAUUCUGUUGUGAAAGCAUAGCUUUACACAUGGGUAGCUCUUCAAAAAGGCAGCUGUGCUACUCCCCUGUGUGAACUGAUUAGGUAAGAUGUCCAUCCUAGGACUUGAUGUUGAAGGACCAAAAAACUCAGCUGCAUUAUAAAGCUCUGUCUCGUGCCUUGUGCAGGGGAACUUCAGCAUUCUUUAAGUAGGAAUGCUAUCAUAACACUAAAUGUUUGAAUUAUUUAUAAAAUAAUCAGUUGACUUUAUGUAUAACUUUUUCUUAUUAUUCAAUAAAUUCUAUGCAUAGAAGUCUGUCUUGCAGCAAUGUGAUAUAUUUAUCUGUCUCCAAAUAAAUACUAAGAACUUAA
Molecule: messenger RNA, 4289 nt
Organism: Meleagris gallopavo (turkey)
Lineage: Eukaryota; Metazoa; Chordata; Aves; Galliformes; Phasianidae
Source: RefSeq, a predicted model, not a curated record